CUGUGUUCUAGACUCUACGGGCCCAGGGCUGUUUCCGGUUCCGGGCUUUCCCCUCCCCCACGUGGAGCCGUGCCCUGACUGAGCCCGGAGCGGCCGGGUGCGGCGAUGCGGCCCCUCACGCAGGAGGAGACCCGGGCCCUGUUCGAGAAGCUCGCGAAAUACAUCGGGGAGAACAUCCAGCUGCUGGUGGACCGGCCCGACGGCUCCUACUGUUUCCGCCUGCACAAGGACCGCGUUUACUACGUCAGUGAGAGAAUCUUGAAGGUGGCGACCAGUAUCCCUGGGGACAAGCUGGUGGCACUGGGCACCUGCUUUGGGAAGUUCACCAAGACCGGGAAGUUCCGGCUCCACGUCACUGCCCUGGAUUACCUUGCUCCCUAUGCCAAGUAUAAAGUGUGGGUGAAACCUGGAGCAGAACAGUCCUUCCUUUAUGGGAACCAUGUGCUGAAAUCUGGCCUAGGCCGCAUCACCGAGAACACAGCUCAGUACCAGGGUGUGGUGGUGUAUUCCAUGGCUGAUGUUCCUCUGGGUUUUGGAGUAGCGGCGAAGUCUACCCAGGACUGCCGGAAAGUGGACCCCAUGGCAAUCGUAGUGUUUCAUCAGGCUGAUGUUGGGGAGUACGUGCGGCAUGAGGAGACACUUACUUAAAGGGCUGCCAGCUUCACAUGGCAAGAAUGGAGCAUGUUAUGAAAUCAGAACUCGCAGCAGCAGCAGGGAGCUCUCCUGGAGUGGGGCUCUGCAGGCUGCUGUGGAGGAUUACAGACCAGUUUACCUGUGACUUAGUCAUAACUAUUGUGAGCUCUGAGGAGUGCCUGUCCCAGCCUGAAGAGGAGACAGGGAUUAUAUAAAACUUAUUUUCUAUCUAAUAAAAACCAUGUUGGUGUGGCCUUGUGAAAGAACUCAGCUACCUGCUCCUAAGCCCUGCCCAGGAAUGGCUCUUACGCUCUCAGACUAAAGGCAGUUCUCAGUAGUAGCUGCUGAGGGUGGUAGAUCACCUUAAUGCAGCCACCUACUCCCUCCAUGGGUGCUAGGGCAACCUGGAAGUUCUGUGUAGCAGGAGACUGAGGUGAACACAGCUGUUUCAGUUAACAGGAACAAAGUGAUUCCUCCCCUCCCCUCCCCCAGGGUUGUUUCUGCCUUUUUCCCCAACAGAGACCCAAGUGGAGCAGGAGCUGACAGGGUUGUGCCACUGGAGGACAUGACCACACAACCAGGGCUAAUCAGAAGCAGUGUAGGUAGGUGGGUGCUGUAGCAGUGGCUUCCA
Molecule: messenger RNA, 1264 nt
Organism: Mauremys reevesii (Reeves's turtle)
Lineage: Eukaryota; Metazoa; Chordata; Testudines; Geoemydidae
Gene: NIP7
Product: nucleolar pre-rRNA processing protein NIP7
Exons: 5
Coding region: 106-648 (180 amino acids)
Biological process (GO): ribosome assembly; ribosomal large subunit biogenesis
Cellular component (GO): nucleolus; preribosome, large subunit precursor; nucleus
Molecular function (GO): RNA binding
Source: RefSeq, a predicted model, not a curated record